Molecule: messenger RNA, 3113 nt
Organism: Ascochyta rabiei
Lineage: Eukaryota; Fungi; Ascomycota; Dothideomycetes; Pleosporales; Didymellaceae
Product: Non-specific serine/threonine protein kinase
Exons: 4
Coding region: 693-3113 (806 amino acids)
Biological process (GO): peptidyl-threonine phosphorylation; peptidyl-serine phosphorylation
Molecular function (GO): protein serine/threonine kinase activity; ATP binding
Source: RefSeq, a predicted model, not a curated record
AUGCUCAUGUCCUGCCACUGGAGCGGAGAGGGGAACGCCAAUGCACGUGACCAGCACGGGCCCUCUCGCACUCGCACUCCCACUCGCACUCGCAGCGGGCAGGCCCCACUCUGCCUCUUGCUGGGUCUGACUUCAGCGUGCUUCGACCGCGGCAAGCAUCAGCAACGCGUUACGCGCAUCCUUUCCGCGACACAGACGCGCCUUGGUGCUCAUCGCGAUUGCACCUGUCUCUUUCUUGUGUGCUCCCUCCCGUGCGUAUACAGACACUGCACCUGCACUGUACCUGUACCUGCACUGGACCUGCACUGUACCUCUACCUGCACUGUACCUGUACUGUACCUGCACCUGCACUGUACCUGUACCUGCACUGGACCUGCACUGUACCUCUACCUGCACUGUACCUGCACUGUACCUCUACCUGCACUGUACCUGUACUGUACCUGCACCUGCACUGGACCUGCACUGUACCUCUACCUGCACUGUACCUGCACUGUACCUCUACCUGCACUGUACCUGCACUGUACCUCUACCUGCACUGUACCUGCACCUGCACCUGCAGAUCCAGCACUCCAGCUGUGGGACACCCAGUCAGUGAUAGAGACACUCAAGUCCUUCUCCCAGAAGAAGCACGCUGACGCCCAGGACUCGUUCCGCUUCCCCACAGGCGUAUGGCAGCGAUUCCAACUGCCGUCAUGGCGUCUCGUUCCAGCUCAGCUUCGGAAGGCGAAGUGGCCGACACCCAACACAAGGCAAACACAACCAGUCAGCGCGGCGAAACUGCGAUUAACGCCUCUAGCAGGGUCUCUGGCCUGCAUGGUGCUUCGGAUAGAAAUGGACACCGUCAUCGCGCAUUGAGUCGCUCGCCUUCUCCCUAUCGCCGCAAGCGUACGCGCUCCCCCUCGCCAUAUCGAAACAAGCGCGCAGCAGACCGCUCGCCCUCACCCUUUCGACACGCCCGCAACGACCGACCCCAGCCCAAGCGCAAAGCUUCCCCGCCCCCCGGCAGCCGGCCGGAGAAGCGCCACAACACUGAUCGCAGCAGACACCCCGACCGUCCGCGCAACUCGUACCCAGACGGCCUACGCAUCCGCCACGACCAGCCCACUUUUGUCAAGUCCACCCUGGGCUCGACCGAGCGACCACACGCCAAGCCCAUAUCCUACGCCGAGAUUGACAACCAGACGCCUGCCGUCCCGGGCUUCAGCGAGAACAUCAUCGCUGCCGCUCGCAAUGCCAACCAGAGCAGCAAUGCCCGCCGGCUCGAGACAUGUAGUCAGCAGCUCACGCGCGGCACACAGAAGCUCAGCAUCGGUCCAAGCACAGGGGAAAAGGAAAACGACGACAAGCGGGACAGGGACAUGAGCAAUGCUCAGACCGAGCCCGAAGCCACGUUGGCCCCUGUCCAAGACAACGCUCCCACACAGGAGACUCGCGAAGAGAAGCGUCGUCGGUGGGCUGCCAUACGCGCUGCCUCUGAACAGAAGCCCAAGGAGAGCCUUCUGCAACAAGCAGUCCUUACGAAUGCCUCUGAAAGCACGACUUCCAACGCUGCGUCUCCAGCUCCCUUUCUCGACACCUCCAUCUCGCCAUUUCCUUCCCCUCGCGCAGGCGACCUGGAUUCCGUUCCAGCAUCCCCCGACAUCAUGAUCAUCGACAAACAAGCACAAGACAGUCGAGAGAACACUCCUGCGGUAGCGAGCCCCUCGGCAGCCGACUACGACCCUACCCAAGACACGCUAGACGAUCGCAACCGCGCUCUCGAGAAAGGCGCGAAUUCACUUCUACCCUCCGAUGCGUACAGCGAGACCGACCCCAAAGCUCUUUCCACCCUGCCAGCAGAAAAGGCUGCCCCGGUGAAGAAGCAAAAGAAGGACUUUGACAUGUUCGAUUUCAGCGAUGAUGAAGACGAAGACGCCAACGUCGAACUGGAAGAGCAAGGUGCAGCAAAGGGAACCGUGCUGGAUGAGAAGCUGCUCGAAAACUGGGACGACCCCGAAGGAUACUACAAAAUCAUCAAUAAUGAGUUGGUGAAUGGCGGUCGACACCGCAUGAUCAAGACGCUGGGUCGAGGUGUUUUCGCCAAUGUUGCCCAAGCUGAAGAAGUUACACCAGAUGGCAGUGAUCAACAUGGCAAACUGGUUGCUGUCAAGAUGAUCCGCAAGAACGAGUUGAUGAGGAAAGCUAGUCAGAAGGAGAUGGACUUUCUGCAAAAGGUCAACGAAGCAGACCCACAGGACAAGCGUCACAUCAUUCGACUUUUGGGUUCCUUCGACCACAAAGGCCAUUUGUGUAUCAUCUUCGAGCACAUGUCCAAGAAUCUGAGAGAUCUCUUGAAGGAAGAGACGAGUGGCCACGGGCUCACGCUAUCAGCCGUUCGAACGUACACGCGACAAAUGUUCCUCGGCUUGCAGCACCUGCAAAACUGUCAGGUCAUUCAUCUGGACUUGAAGCCCGACAACAUUCUUGUGUCUGCUGACAAGAAGACCGUCAAGCUUGCCGAUUUCGGUACGGCUGUCGAUAGGCGAGAUGUCAUCGAGCGCACCGAAUACCUCGUAAGUCGAUUCUACCGCGCCCCCGAGAUCAUUCUGGGCAUGGACAUAGGCUAUCCAGUCGACAUGUGGGCUGUUGGUUGCACUGCGUACGAACUGUGGACGGGAAAGAUUCUGUUCACUGGACGCUCGAACAACCAGAUGAUCAAGGCGUUCAUGGACUGUCUUGGCUGGCCGAGCGAGAAAUUGUUGAAGAAAGGUCUUUUGAACAACGUUCUCGAACACUUUGAGGCUGGACCGCCGCUGAAAUUCAUCAGCCGUGAGGUGGAUCAGUACAAUCAGCUUUCUGUGCGCAAGAUAGAGCAGCAGAAGAAGAUCAGUCGCGAUAUCAAAACCAGGGUUCACGACGCUGCCCGAGGCAUCGCUCAAGGUGGUCCUACCGUCGCUGAACUGAACGACUUUGCCGAUCUGCUCAACGGCUCUCUCCACAUGAACGUCGAGAAGCGCCUCCAACCUAAAGAAGCUCUCGCACACAAGUUCUUCGCCAGCAAGAACUUAGCGCCCAGAUCAGCGGUUGUCAAACCGCCCAUGAUGAAGCGCGCUACACCUGCUAUCCGACGAUGA